Messenger RNA from Parascedosporium putredinis, 3132 nucleotides. Lineage: Eukaryota; Fungi; Ascomycota; Sordariomycetes; Microascales; Microascaceae. The record is from the annotation of a GenBank genome assembly.
AUGACUUCGUCCGCCGCCGACCCUCAGGCGGACCAACAUGGCCUGAACCUUGACUUGGCAGCGCUGGCCGAGUUAAACCCCGAUCCCAGCACCCCAUUGCCUGCCCCCGACCCCGGCGGCGGUGACACGGCCUCACAAAACCCCGACGUAUUACCACCGGAAAACCACAUUGACGCCGAUCCUGUAAUUGCCGACGCACCAGCACUAGCACCAGCACCAGCACCAGCAUCAGCAUCUGCCUCUACCCCCACCCCCGUCGAGCCCAUCACACCAGUCCAGCACGACCAGCGACCAAGCCUUAGCCGCCGCGGUAGCACUGUUGAACCCAACGCGAUCCCCUUUGCCUCGGCCAGCGAGGCCUCCCGCAUGCGCAACGUCAUCUCGAGCAAUUCGUUCAACAUGAUGGCGUUUGCCCAAAUGUCCUCGCCUCACCCCAUGGCCAUGGGCCAUAUCGCGCCGCCUUCCAUCGUCACCCCUUCCCAAGUCACCCUUCCCAUUCCGGGCGAGGGCGUGGACGGCAUGCCCGGCGCCUUGUAUCCCCUCGUCUCGGCAGAAGAGGGGCUGGAGUCCUUUGCGCGCAUAGAAUUUGCCGACAGCGUCUUUCAAAUGACGACGUACUCUGUCAUCAUCGGCCGCGACCAGCGCGCCAUGGAUCAGGCUAAACGAGACGAGCGGCGAGCCGAGGAAUAUCGUCGCGUCACCGAGGAACGCUUAGCCAUGGGCCUACCACCGCCCAGUCCCAUAAUGCAAGAACGUAACCGAAAAUUCAGUAAAUCCUACGUCAGCGAGGAGGGCGGCAUGCUCGGCCCCGAAUCCGAUGGCGAAUCGGCGACACGGCCGCAAAAGAAGAGGAAACGGACGCGUUCAACAGGCUCGUCCCAAAACGACGUCGAAGGUCAGGAAGAACAACAGCUUAUCAUGGACCGGCAAUAUGUAUCCCACACGCCUGGUGCAGCCGCCGUCGACCUCAAAUCCCUCCGCCCCUCCCCUCACCACACCCCCUUUAUCGGUAUCCACUCUCCCGGGCCCGACAUUGCCAGCAAAACCAAGGCCAUUUCUCGAGAACAUCUCAAGAUCCAGUUCAACGCGAAAAAGAACGCGUUCGAGGCCAUCCCUCUACAUAAAAAUGGAUUCUUCUGUGACGAAGUCCACUACCGGCAGGAGAGCGUUGUCUUGAAGAGCGGAGCGCGACUGCAAAUCAAGGAUGUGGAUUUUACUUUUAUAAUAAAUGGUGUUGAGCGCGGACACACCGGCGCUGAAGAUCUCGACGACGGACCCAAGCGGAGCGACGAGCUCUCCGACCUCGUCGGCAGCCCACCAGACCUAUCGGACGAAGGGGAUCUAGACGGUGAUUCAGAUGGCAAUGAGGACGACUCAUUAAGAGGGGAACAGGCGUUAGAGCAGCCGCCAAAGAGGCGCGGCCCCGGACGCCCGCCAAAGGAUGGCAUCAUGUCGAAGCGCGAGAGGAGAGAAAUGAACAAGAGAGAACAGGAGAAGGAAAGGUUACGCCAACUGGAGGAGCAGGCGGCCACCGGGGAGAUCCCCGCCAAACGAAAGGUAGGGCGGCCUAGGAAACACCCUGUCCCCGAGAGCGCAGAUGGCAAGCCGGAGAAGAGAAAGUAUAAACCGAGGAAGCCCAAAGGCGAGGACGAAGGGUCGGAGGCGGAGCGGAGAAGAGAGAGGAAGGAGAGAAGGUUGGCGAGACCCAAGUCGCCGCCGCUCAAACUUCGCCGCGAGGAUUUCACCGAAGAACAGUUGGCUAAGCCGAACAAAAACUACGGCAUCCUGAUCGACGAGGUCCUGAGGGAAGCGGGGCCGGAUGGCUUGAUUCUCAAGCAAAUCUACAACCGCAUCUCGGCGAAAUACCCAUUCUACCACUUUUGCACGGAGACAAAAGGCUGGGAAAGCAGUGUACGGCACAAUCUUAUUGGCAAUAGUGCCUUCCGCAAGGAUCCCAAGUCAGGAGCAUGGACUCGCGUCCCGGGCAUCGAGCUCGAUGCCGGCAAGAAGCGCAAGGGAGACGCGGCGGCGGUGGAAAGGGCGGCAGCUGCAGCGGCCGCCGCAGCUUCGGCCGCCGCCGCCGUCGCAGGCGGGCAGCCGUAUGCCACGGCUUACGGAAAUCGCGUAUACCCCGCAAUCUCAGAAACUCCCUUUGGCACCCAACAAGGCGACGCCAACGCCCAGCUAUACGUUCCUGGAGCACAAUUACCCGUGGGUGCAGAUCCGCUACUCCAGCAGGGAGCUGCUACCAAUUCAGCUCCAGGAACGCUUGGUCAGCAACAUGGCGUGGCCGGGUCCGCCGCUGCCACUGCGGGCGCCCAGGCCCCUCAAGGCCAAGUACAAACAGCGGCCAUGGCACACGGGCAAGGCCACGGGCUAGCAAACGGAGGGCAAAACUACGCCCUUGUGCCUGGGCAGGUUGCACCGGCGACACCAGGCCAGAGGCCGCAGGCAAACGGCCUCCAGGGAGCGGCGGCAGCGGUGCCAGGAGGCUUGGCCACAGGGACUGUUCCGCAGGGCAUCUACGGAACACAUGCACAAAGCGUCAACCCGGCUCAGGGCGUCCCUCAGCAAGCAAACGGCGUCGGAGCAACCCUCGCUGGCGCACCCCAGGCACAAAUUGUUCGGCCGAGCGUCCUGCCGCGCCCCGCUCUCAUGCACCCACAGCUCAUCACUUACAUCAAGAAGUUUGCCCAAGAUUUGUGCAAACAUGCCGAGCUGGAUCGCCGCUGGAUCUUCUCUGCCAUCAACCGCGCGCUAGCGCUGAAGCCUCGUCAUACUCCCGGUCCGUCCAAGUCCAUGUCGCUGAGCGAAGCCCUAGAGAGGAGGCUCGUAACUUCGAGGACGGCGCAGACGCCCACGGCUGCAGCGGGGAGUGAGGCCAACCCGGGGCAGGAAAAGAACAAGGAGCAAAGGCAAGAGAAAGACCGGGAGAUGGGUGAACUGAUGAUGCUCUCCUGUUUCGAUAGGUUGGUAGGCGUGAUGGACCGAAGCGUGUUCGAUUGGAUCAAGGAAGAAGGGGUGAGCGCAGCAGAGGAGGAAGAGCUGAGGAAGUGGACAACAGCGGAGGCGCAACUCAUGCCGAUUGUCAAGGAAUACGUGACAAAGAUGGGGUUCACACUCCCGACAUGA